AUGGUUUAGCAAAAGAAAGUUUGCAAAGGUUUCGUCGGCAGUCAUCGUGUCAUUCUGUCAUCGGCGAUUACGAGCCACUAUCAGCAAUUUGAGCCAAAGAAUAUGCAUACGACACGGUCUGACACUUCUGAAAGGCGGUUCGAGAUACAAUGUAAGUUAGAGUCGGAAAUUGCUGCUCUGGAAGCUUUGAAGGAGGCGGAAGAACGCAGCCGACGAUUGACGAGUGGAGUAGUGGGAAUACUCUCUUCCUUGGAAGAACGUUUGGCUACAUUACGUCGUACCAUACUUCCUGUUUAUAAUGAGACUGCAAAUCUCCAAGCUCAGCAGCACAAUAUAGAAAAAACCUUAAGCAUACUAGAUCAUGCUAUUGGAUACUAUGGUGUAUGUCAAGAGGUGGAAGCUGUAGUACGCGCAGAGCCAAGUGGGCCCAGUGGGUUAGACGGUUUUCUCGAGGCUAUGAAUCGUCUAUAUAACGCUCAACGAUAUUUCCAGAAAAAUAAUCCCAGCUCUGUCGAAUUACAAAACGUUACAGACCUCUUCUCCAAUGGCCUAAAAUCGCUUUAUGCUGAAUUUCACGAUAUCCUUUCUCGUCAAAGUAGACCAAUUCUUCCCAUUAUACUUUUGGAUUUGAUUGGUUCUGACGAGGACACCAGUGGCGAGGAUGCACCACAGUCUCUCUGUCAAUUACCUGAAAGCGUUAUGAGCGAUUUAUUUAAGAUUGCCAAAUGGCUUGAGGAAAGAGGCCAUUGCAGACAUACAAAGAUAUAUGCUUCUGUACGUUCCGGCAUUGUCUUGAAAUCCUUACAAUUGCUCAAAGAGCAUCAAAGGAGUGCCAGUGGCGGUAGCACCCAUGCCGGAAGUCCUAUGCCUAGAGCGAAAUUCGCUAAUCGGCAUUCUUUGGACGGUCAGGAGAACGCGGGGCGCAGAGCGUCGCGACGACUGCAACAUGCUUUGGACAAGGCCAACAGAAUGUUGUUGAAAGCAUCGCAAACGACGAGGCUGAAUUUGGCUCUGAACUCCGUAUCCAGGAAACCGACGCAACUUUCACCAUACUCAAUGGAGGAUGCGGCGCCCGACGAACAGGAAAUGGAGAAUUAUCUCUUGUUAGCAGCCGGUUUGCACAAACUCAUACAGGCCGAGCGCACGCUGGUCGCAAGGAUCUUAUCGCCCCCCUUGCAGGCUCAAGUGCUCGAAGCUACCGUUCGCGAUGCGAUGGACUUAGUGGCUCACGAAGGAGAUAGCAUAGCUACGCGCGCCAAACGGUGCAUCACGAGACGUGAUUUCUCCGCCGUUCUUGUAGUCUUCCCGAUCUUAAAGCAUCUUGGCGAAUUAAAGCCUGAUCUCGAGAGAACGGUCGAGGGUUGCGAUUACGCGCUCCGCUCAAAAUUCGCGUCCGUACUUGACACACUACACACAACCGGUGCUAAAGCUUUGGAAGAGUUUGCGGAGAGCGUGAGAAAUGAAUCCGGCGCGGGUUUACCAAAAGACGGUACUGUGGCAGAAGGAACCAGUAAUGUCUUAAUAUUUUUAGAACAAUUGGCCGAAUACGCGGACAUGGCUGGUGCUGUUCUGCGACGCAAUCUUUUCAUCGAUCAGACUACGUUGCACUCGAAAGAUCCGGAAAAUGUACAUAGAAUAGUUCUCGGUGUAUAUAUCAAAAAGGUACUCGCUCAGUUGAAUUUAGCGCUAGUAAAUAAAAGUGACGCAUCCUACUCAGAUCUUGCUUUACGAGCUUUAUUCCGGCUGAAUAAUCACAAUUAUGUGGUUAAUGCUCUCUGUCGAAGUUCCCUCAUGGAACUACUGCUACUGGCUGAGCCAAGUGCAGAACAAACGUAUCACGAUCUACUUUUCAAAGAUAAGAACAAUUACGUCACUACGACAUUCGCCAAAGCGCGAUCGUAUCUCGCAGACGAGCCAGAUCUUGCCGCCAAAACGUUGAAGGAAAAAUUCUUGGGUUUCACGAGAGAACUUGAGGAAGUAGCUAAGUGUCAGCGUUCUUACUCAGUACCCGACAGAUGUUUACGCGAGGAGUUAAGGAAGGAAUUGCAAGAAGCGAUCGUUCCAUUAUAUACUGCGUUCCAUAACAAAUAUCGUGGCACGUCGUUCUCGAAAAAUCCAGCAAAGUAUAUAAAAUACACGCCUGAUCAGAUAUCUGCGCUGAUCAAUACGUUUUUUGACAGCGCCGCAUAAUAACAGUAUACCAAUGUAUUGUACCGAAGAUUAUAUUUCUCGAAAAAAGAGAUUAAAAUAUUUAAUAAACACCCAUUUUUAAUAUAAAGCAUA
Cataglyphis hispanica is the source of this 2283-nucleotide messenger RNA. RefSeq names its product exocyst complex component 7 (gene Exo70). Gene Ontology annotation, biological process: exocytosis. Lineage: Eukaryota; Metazoa; Arthropoda; Insecta; Hymenoptera; Formicidae. Gene Ontology annotation, molecular function: transferase activity; phosphatidylinositol-4,5-bisphosphate binding. The transcript is spliced from 7 exons. Gene Ontology annotation, cellular component: exocyst. The record is from RefSeq and is a predicted model, not a curated record. Bases 103 to 2190 code for a protein of 695 amino acids.